AUGCACGUCUCCCGUAUCAUCGCACACGUUGCUUUAGCGACAGCCAUCGCCGCUUCGACGGCUAGAAUCACUGAUGCCGCUUGGGGCUGGACGACCGAAGACACCAGCGAGUUGAAAUCCAAUCAACUUGAAAACUAUCACAUUCAGCGUAAUUUGGGAGCUGGUGGAGGUCUUCGUGGCACGGAGGAGCAAACUACUCCGACUAACACUCCCGGCUCCGAAACUUCUAUGCCGGCUGACACCCCAUUCUCUGGAAACCCUGCUAAUUCUUCGCCGAGUAGCACCCCAAAUCCUGGAUUUCCAACUUCGAUGCCAGGCAGUCCCCCACCCGGAUCUAUGUCACCUAGCAAUACUCCGUCACCCGGUGCUCAUACUCCAGCCUUUAAAGCAGCUGCAUCCCAUCCUGUAUUACUUUGA
Plasmopara halstedii is the source of this 417-nucleotide messenger RNA. Its product is annotated as RxLR-like protein. NCBI's taxonomy places the organism in Eukaryota, Oomycota, Peronosporomycetes, Peronosporales, Peronosporaceae. The record is from RefSeq and is a predicted model, not a curated record. The transcript is spliced from 2 exons. The coding region runs from base 1 to 417 and encodes 138 amino acids.